AUGUCUUCACGAGACUUCAACCCCAACUUUAACAGCUUCCGGCGAAAUCGUUCCCGCUCCCGCGACCGGUUCCCAAGACCAGCCCCUUCCCGGACUGGCCCUGGUGACUACUCGAGAGACCGUGAUCGAGACCGAUAUCACGAACGCGACGACCGAUACCACGACCGUGACCCCCGCGACCGUGACCGUGAUCGCAGAAAUGACCGUGACCGCGAUUUGGACCUGAGCCGCACCUACCCACCACCACAAGACCAGCCAGCCAAGAUGGACCCGGACAGAGCCUCAGCCGAGCUGGUAAAGGCCUUUCGUCAAAUCAGCGACUUCAUGGCCCAGAAGACCCAGCUUGUCCUAAAGAAGGAUGCCGAGCUCAAGACACUGCACAAGAGAAAGCAAGACUACGAGCGCCAGAUCUCAGGACCAGUGCAGUUCCCGGCUGUACAAGACGCUUUCCAGCAGAUCCAGAACCACCACAAGAGCAAAUUGGCAGACAUCGACAAGGAGCUCGCCACUCUAACCCCCAAGGAAGACGCCGCCUUCAACAAGUAUGCGCACACGCUCGUGAGGGCUUUGCCAAUCGACGAGAUCAAAAUCCGCCAGUUUUUGGAAACAGCGAGAGGAGAGCCGGGCCCCGUCACCACAUCGUCUCAGUCAGCGCAAGAUGAACGACUCAAGAAGCUAGAGCAGCGACAGGCUGGCUUUGAGGAAACAUGGAAGAAGCAGAUAGCUUCUCUCAAGGAAAUGAAAGAGAAGCAAGCUAUGGAGUUGGCUGGGUACAGGGAGAAGGAUCGACUGCGCGCAGACGCGGCGAAAGAGAAUGAACAGCUGCGGGCAGAGGUGGCUUCUUUGAGAUCCGAAAUCACUGCCCUGACCAAACGCGUCGAGCUUGUCGAGCCAGUCGAAUCGUUCCGGCAAUACGUCGACAAACAAGUUGACUCGCUAAAGGCCGAGCUGAGCAAGGAGCUAGUGCAGGUGAAAUCCGAGUCAAUCGCCAACAAAACGCAGGGCAGUCCGGACUCAGUCCCGGAUGCUGCUUCGCAUCAGGAGAUGGUAGCUCUGGGACAGGAGUGUGGCAAGCUGAGCCGCGAAAUCGAGGAUCUGAGGAAGACCUCAGGUAGCCACACUGAACAGAUUGCGGUCCUGGAUACGGGUGUGAAAAACCACGAAGUCCUGUUAGCAAACAUCGACGUCGAGGGCCUCGAGGAUGUAAUGAAUGACUACACCGCCCUGAGCAGCCGAGUCACCGGCCAGGAUAUGGCCAUUGAUGAUGUCAAGAGAUCCGUGGCCCAAUGCCUUGGCAGAAUCCCUGAGAAGAUGCCCGCAGAUCUCCCGGCGAGUUUCAAAGCAUGGUCGGAUAGAUUUCUCGAGUUCUGCGGGACAAAAUUGGACGAACACACGAAGCAAAUCAAAUCUCUCGAGGAGUGCAGAUCGACCAUGGGUAACAUGUUGAGCGCCGAGGCUGCUUUGGCGCAGGCAAGUCGCCCGGCGAUCGAAUCAACUUCCAACAUUGGGACAAGUCUGACGUUGGAGUCCGAAGCCGUCGGACCUCGUGUGACAUCCGCUGAGUCUCGCUUGACAGAACUCGAGUCCAAGACUGUCACCAUCGACUCGAAAGUUACCGCCUUGCAGGAGCCUGUCUCUGCGCUUCAAAAUAGCUCGACUGCUUUGCGAGACAGCAUUACCACUCUUGGGAGCCAGGCGGACCAGCGAUAUGGAGCUCUGGAAACGAUGGUUGAGAGUCUGAGUAGUCAAUGGAGCAACAUGAAUACUACGCAGAUGGCUCAUCUCAUCCUGGAGCAGCUUAGCAGACUUCAGCCCGCUCAGCUUGUGCCUGAGAUACGGCACUUCCAGGAGAGGCUGGCGGAUGUGGAGAAAAUUGUUCAAGAGGACGGGGAGCAACGCAAGAACCUGACCAAGGGGAUGCGGUCCAUCUGUGACGAUAUCGGCAAGACACCUAAGCGAAGCCUGGCCUCCGAGGAGAAGUACCCAGGACGCCAGGAGAAGCGGGCCAGAAUAGAUGGCCAAAAUGGCGUGAAUGGCUAUGGCAACGGCUUUGCUCACCCAUAA
Messenger RNA from Diaporthe amygdali, 2064 nucleotides. RefSeq lists its product as uncharacterized. The record is from RefSeq and is a predicted model, not a curated record. Bases 1 to 2064 code for a protein of 687 amino acids. Lineage: Eukaryota; Fungi; Ascomycota; Sordariomycetes; Diaporthales; Diaporthaceae. The transcript has a single exon.